CGGAUGCUUCUUCUCGCCGUGAAAUCGGUUUCCGGUUCCCACACAACAACACUAUACGACACGACACGAUACGACACGACCGCACCACAUUCCAAUGAUUUCCUCCGCAAGGCAUUCCCUCCGCACCACCGCGGGGUCCCUCUCCCACCGGUUCGCGGCAAGGAUCGCGGGGACCGGACCGGGUUCUUCCGCAUCGAAACGACCCGCAACGGCGGCCGCCCACGGGCUCUGGAAGGAUGUGGAUGUGAAUGUGAAUGUGAAUGUGAAUGUGAAUGUGGAUGUGGAUGUGAAUGUUCACACCACCGCCGCCCGUGGCAGCAUCUGCAUCCAAAAGCGCUCCUUCUCCUCGAUGCAGGAGCUCCCUCCGGACGACCCGCAGGCCCAGUUCAAGCCGACGCCUCCCCCCGAGCUCAACAUGGAAAUGGCCAGGGGGAUCCAGUCCGCCAACCACCUGAUCCUCAAGCACGGCGUCGGCAAGCAGCGGCUCGAGCUCCUGGCCAGAGAGCCGGAAUCGAAAACCCCGCUGGUCGUCAAGUGGCAGCGCAUGAUGGAGAUCUACCUGGGCGCCCAGCUCCACGUCGUCGCGGCCCUGGGAUACGAAACGAGCGAGCAGGGGAUCAUGCUCUACACCCAGCAGCUCGCACAGUUCGUCGGAACCAAGUGCGACCCGUCGGUCCAGGAGGACUUUCGGGCCAAGGGACGGGACACCUGGAGGGAGAUGCUGGUCGUCGCCUUUGGUCUGGACCGGGAGGCCAUCGAAGAAAAGUACGGGAACGAGCUCUCCAUCGUCGACGCCCGGAACAUCGUGCACAGGGUCGCAACGGCGCUCAUCGAGCCGGAGAUUCUCGAGGAGGUGGCGACGCGGGUGAGUCUUGUGGGUGUGCCUUGAAUCUGAACCGCGUUCUUCUUGUUUGUUUGUUUGUUUGUUUGUUUUGUUGGUUGGCUGGCUGGUUGGCGGAUGGGUUGCACCGACCCGGAUCGAAUGUGUCCGGUGGCUUGUCAACGACCCCCGAACUCAACUCACCCCGUCCCAAACGCCUUUUCCCGGAUCCUUUUCCUGCCCCGCGAUUGAUGCGAUGCGCUUUCGCAACGCCGCCGCAGGUCGGCCAGCUCCCCCCGCAGACCGACCCGCAGACCGAGAUGGGCCUGAAGCACUCCAUCAUCCAGGACGUCGUGGUCAACAAUGUCUACCUGGGGGGAGAGACCCCCCUCACCGAGGAGCUCGGCUUUGGGACCGGCUCCAAGGGAUACGCCCUCAUGCAGUACGUCAUGGCCUACCACGAGAGCGACCCGCUCUGCGCGCAGUACACCAGCAGCUCCAUGACGAAGAUCUGGAAGGCGGCCGGCCUCGACCUCGGCGAGGCCAACCCGGUCGCCUCGAAGCUGCCCAUGUCCGGUCCGCAGUAGCGCGGCGAGAGCCAAGAGGCGGCGGCAGCGGUCGGCGUGUUUUGGGUUCCACGGGGCGCUGCCGCUGGGCGGGUUUGGCUACGGCGGAGACGCUGCAAGUAGCAGGAGCGGGAGCACUCGGCUGGCACUCGCAGCAGAUAGAUGCCUUUUGCUGUUCGUUGCACCAGCACUUCUCUGUGACAGGGAUGCUACUAGCACUCCAAGAACCAUCACUACUACUACUACAACUAGAACCAAUUUUUGAAGUUUGAUUCUUUCCGUACGUGCCAGUUUCUGUAGUGCUGUACUACUUCUAGUUCGGAAGCACCGGUUCGGAUUGCAAACCGGCUCUUCCGUUGUUUCUGGAGCAAGGAGGGAACCGAGUUGCCGACGAGUAGUACGGUACAGGUCUUAUGACAGCAGUAAUAGGUAAUAGUAGAAGUAGAACUAGUAGUAAUAGUAACUACUCGUACUCACUAGCAAUCGGUGUCCUUCGUAUGGACACCUCCGUUCCGAACCCGCGAAACGAAACAGGUGAGAGAAAAAAUCGCCCCAGAGGACAACAUGUAUGACUUCGUACGACGCACGCAUCGUAGGAAAGUACUUUACUGUACAUCGUUGUGUGCCGUACGCACGUACCGGUACGCUCGUACCUCUGAAGCAAAGAUACGGCAAUCAUUCCCGGGGGCCUACGAUGAAGUAAGUACACACCGCACUGUACGUCCCGUACCACAUGGUACCCUACGGUACCAUCCUGUUGCUCGUUUUUUUUCUGCAUGGUUUUGCUAUGCUACCGUACUGCCUGCUGAAACAGGUACAGUAGUACGGUACAUGACUCGUACUUUUUCUCUAGACCAACUCCGUGCUCGCUGUACCGCACGGUUCGUACCAUACGGUACGAUACAAGCACGUACAUGGUACCUCACCUACCGUAUCUCACGCGUUUCGUGACCGCGGGGCAGUGAAAUUUGGUGAGGCAGAAACAGAAACCGCUACCCCUUCGCGGUUCGCUGAUCAUCCAAAGAACAGAACGCAGCCCAUCGCCAUCACCAAGCCACCGGGAACCGAAGGGUGUUGGUAUCGUACCAAGCAACGGAAAAGCCAUCUCCGACAUCGAUCCGAACCGAGGUGAUACCCCGGGAUUCCAGCAGAGCGAGCGAGCGAACGAGCGGUCUAUCCCUCCCGCCACACACCGGAGACGGCGUUGUUUCGUCGACGAGCGAGUCCCGCACUUCACGAGACGACACGACACGACACGACUCGACACUUCACGAGAAGACACCACACGAGAUGACCAGGGUCAAGAAGGAAAAGAGAGCGAGGAUCGCGUCCUCCGCCGCGGAAAGCGGCACCCUCGAGUACCCCGUCGGUACCUUGCUGGCCGUGGAUCUCUACGGCCACGGGAAUUUCUUCGAGGCGGUGGUCCAGAGCACCGACGAACUCCAGCUGAAGGGCGUCGUUAAGGUGCAGUACGCCGACAAGGCCAAAACCGUCGGUGCGUUGCCGUUGUUGGAUUGGAUUGGUCGCGAUCGUUUUUGUCUUGCACGAGGUUGCGACUGUUAGUUUAUGUUGCGGCAUCUGUUUCCCCUCCGGUUCGCUUUCUGCCGACGCGCCGGAGUGUUCGUCUCACGCCUACCCAUUCUUGAUGUUGCGCGUUCUUGCUUUGUCUUUCUGCGCCAGGGACAAUCGAUCUGAACGACACCAAGACCGUGGAACUGGUCGACGAAAACAUCAUCUCCCUCGAGGACUGCGCCGAUGACACCCUCAGCAGCACCGAUAAGGGAUUCCUCGGCCGCCGCCUCACCGUCCAGUGGGAGGACAACAAGCGAUACU
Molecule: messenger RNA, 3219 nt
Organism: Pseudo-nitzschia multistriata
Lineage: Eukaryota; Bacillariophyta; Bacillariophyceae; Bacillariales; Bacillariaceae
Source: the annotation of a GenBank genome assembly